UUGAAUGGGAAAGAAGCUUGUGGCGGCAGUCCGUCCAGUGGCUGUGGCGGCCGGUCCCCGGGAUUCGCUCGUGGGGGGCACAGAUCCUCCGUCCCUUCCUCCCUCCGCAGGUGUUCCCUUCGUUCUUUUCCCUUCCCCUUUCGCAGGGGACAGAGGGGUCUGGCAAGUGCUGCAGCGGCCGGAGUAGGAGGAGGAGGAAGAGCAGGAGAAGGAGGAGGAGCACCGCCCCCCCCCCCCCCAGUUGCAUCUCUGCACUUGAGCCCCGGGCCGCAAGAGCUACCCUUUGCCAGGAGGCAGGAGACCACUUGGGAUUUGAUGCUGGACAGAAAGUCUUGGAAUAAUGAGUUAUUGGAGCCUCGAGAAGAGGAACUGUGUGCGAUAUCGGCGGCAUUUCUUAGUAGAUAAUAGUGUAUUUCACGUUGAAAGAUGCAUGAGCGUAAUGCAGUCUGGGACCCAGAUGAUCAAACUGAAGAGUGGAAGCAAAGGCCUCGUUCGGCUCUUUUACCUGGAUGAGCACCGCACCCGGCUGCGAUGGCGACCCUCACGGAAAAGCGAGAAGGCAAAAAUAAUCAUUGAUUCAAUUUACAAAGUCACUGAGGGCCGGCAAUCAGAGAUCUUCCACCGACAGGCUGAGGGGAGCUUUGACCCAAGCUGCUGUUUCACCAUCUACCAUGGAAACCACAUGGAGUCACUGGACCUUAUCACCUCCAACCCAGAGGAGGCAAGGACCUGGAUCACUGGCUUGAAGUACCUGAUGGCUGGAAUCAGUGACGAAGACUCUCUUGCCAAGCGACGGCGAACCCAUGACCAAUGGGUGAAGCAGACCUUUGAAGAGGCUGACAAGAAUGGGGAUGGCUUAUUGAAUAUCGAAGAGAUCCACCAACUGAUGCAUAAACUCAAUGUGAACCUGCCCCGCCGAAAAGUCCGGCAAAUGUUUCAGGAAGCCGACACUGAUGAGAAUCAGGGGACUCUGACGUUUGAAGAGUUCUGUGUUUUUUACAAAAUGAUGUCUCUGAGACGGGACCUGUACUUGCUUCUCUUGAACUACAGUGACAAGAAGGACCACUUGACCGUGGAAGAGCUGGCCCAGUUUCUGAAGGUCGAACAAAAGAUGACCAACGUGACAACAGAAUAUUGUCUUGACAUCAUAAAGAAGUUUGAAGUUUCAGAAGAAAACAAGGAGAAGAAUGUCCUUGGCAUAGAAGGCUUUACAAACUUCAUGAGGAGUCCUGCCUGUGAUGUCUUCAACCCACUGCACGCGGAAGUGUUCCAAGACAUGGAUCAGCCCCUCUGCAAUUAUUACAUUGCCUCCUCUCACAACACCUACCUGACUGGUGACCAGCUCCUCUCUCAGUCCAAAGUGGACAUGUAUGCCCGGGUGCUGCAAGAAGGCUGUCGCUGUGUGGAAGUUGACUGUUGGGAUGGCCCAGAUGGAGAGCCAGUGGUCCACCAUGGUUAUACUUUCACUUCAAAAAUCCUCUUCCGAGAUGUCGUGGAGACAAUCAAUAAAACUGCCUUCGUAAAGAAUGAGUUCCCAGUGAUCUUGUCCAUUGAGAAUCACUGCAGCAUUCAACAACAGAAGAAGAUUGCUCGGUACCUAAAGGAAAUUUUCAGUGACAAACUGGACUUGUCAUCUAUCGACACAGGAGAUUCCAAGCAGCUUCCCAGCCCACAGAGUUUGAAAGGAAAAAUUUUAGUGAAGAAUAACGGAACAACUGAUCACCAAGUGGAAUCUUUCAUCAGGAAAAAACUGGAAUCCCUAUUAAAAGAAUCUCAAAUCAGAGACAAAGAAGACCCUGACAGUUUCACUGUGAGAGCUCUGCUGAAAGCUACGCACGAAGGCUUAAAUAUGCAUCUGAAGCAGAAUCCAGAGGUGAAAGAAAGUGGAAGGAAAUCUCAUGGACGUUCCCUCAUGAGCAAUUUUGGAAAAUAUAAGAAAACAUCAAAGACACGGUCCAAGUCUAACAGUACCGAUGAUGAUGAGGAAGGGCAACAUAAUUCUUCUGGAAAGGAGGGCGGCCAGCUCUACAGGCUCGGCCGCAGAAGAAAAACCAUGAAGCUCUGCCGGGAUCUCUCCGAUUUAGUAAUAUAUACCAAUUCGGUGGCAGCCCAAGACAUAGUGGAUGAUGGGACAACAGGAAACGUGUUAUCCUUUAGUGAAACGAGAGCCCAUCAAGUGGUGCAGCAGAAGUCAGAAGAGUUCAUGAUUUACAACCAAAAGCAGCUGACCAGGAUCUACCCAUCUGCCUACAGAAUUGACUCCAGCAACUUCAACCCACUGCCCUACUGGAAUGCUGGUUGCCAGUUAGUUGCUCUGAACUACCAAUCCGAAGGGCGUAUGAUGCAGUUGAAUCGAGCCAAAUUCAAGAUGAAUGGGAACUGUGGCUACGUCCUCAAACCCCAGCAGAUGUGCAAAGGUACGUUCAACCCUUUCUGCGGCGAUCCACUGCCUGCCAACCCUAAAAAACAGCUCAUUCUGAAAGUGAUUAGCGGCCAGCAGCUCCCGAAACCUCCAGACUCCAUGCUAGGAGACCGUGGUGAGAUCAUUGACCCAUUUGUAGAAGUGGAAAUCAUUGGAUUGCCUGUGGAUUGUUGCAAAGAGCAAACGCGUGUGGUGGAUGACAAUGGAUUUAACCCUGUCUGGGAAGAGACGCUGACAUUUACUAUACACAUGCCGGAUAUAGCUUUGGUUCGCUUUCUUGUUUGGGAUCACGAUCCCAUUGGAAGAGACUUCGUUGGACAAAGAACAGUGACUUUUAGUAGUCUUGUGCCUGGCUACCGUCAUGUCUACUUGGAAGGCCUGACAGAAGCAUCCAUAUUUGUUCAUAUAACAAUCAAUGAAAUUUAUGGCAAGUGGAGCCCUUUAAUCCUCAACCCCAGUUAUACCAUAUUGCAUUUUCUAGGCGCUACAAAGAAUAGACAACUUAUAGGCCUGAGAGGACUUUUCAAUAAGAACCCCAAACACAAUUCUUCAGAAAAUGGUUCCCAUUAUGUCCGCAAGCGAUCCAUCGGGGAUCGUAUUCUGCGCCGUACGGCUAGCGCUCCAGCGAAGGGCCGCAAGAAAAGCAAAAUGGGUUUCCAAGAAAUGAUGGAGACAAAGGAUGGUGCGUCGGAGGCGACUGGGUCAAGGGAGAAAGAUGGCGGCAUCCUCCGCAGAACCACAAGGAGUUUACAAGCUCGCCCAGUUUCUAUGCCAGUUGACAAAAGUCUUCUGGGGGGUUUGUCGCUCCCCACAUCUGAACCAGCCAAAGAAACUGAAGGCAAAGAAAAAACAUUUGCAGAAAAUAAGGCCAAUGCAGAAAGUGGGAAAACUCAUGCAAAAGAACAAAGCUUGAUCAGUCUUGAUAAAAAGCUGUCUUCACCCUCUUCAACUCUCCAUAAAGAUGGCGGCCAGGUGGAUCCUGUUGUCUCUCUUGCUCAUUAUGCACUGCCCCUAGAGGAAGAGUCAGGAGCCCCCAUCUAUCAUGGUGGGAAUGCCCAAUCAGAUGUGCCCAAAGACUGUCAGAAAAGUCUGUCUCCCAAACAACUCAUCUCACCAAGACAAGCCAUGAGUAUUAGACCUGCCAGGGACCCACGCUGUGCUGUAAGUGAUAUAGGAACAAAGGAAAAUGGAAAUAUCUUUCUUUCAGAAACAAAUAGAACAUUGUUAGAAAAUGCCCCUUCUCAGAGUGAACUGGAGAUUCCAAAUGCUAAGGAGGCUACUCGAAUGGCAAGCAGUGUUGUGACAUCCUUUUCAAUGAUGGACAUUUCUGCUGUUUGCUCUAAUGGGCAGGACUUGCAUUCCACUGCAAUCAUGCAGGACAGUGAAAUUUCGCAACUUAUUGACAAUAUUACUUUAACAAACGAGAGUGAACUUGGCAGCUCAAUCUCGGCACUGAUUAGCCAGUUUGAUGCCACCAAGGAUCAAAUAAACCUCAGAGCUAUUUCUAGACUUCCAGAUAUCAGUGGUCAGACUUACGGUAUGAUGUCAGGACAUCCUUCCUUGCUCACUUUUGAUUCAAAAACAACCCUCAAAAAUAACUUUUCUAAGUCAAAACCUACAUGGUCCUCUCAGUAUUCAUCCCCUGAGACAACUGUCUGCUCUAGCCCCGAGACAACAGAGUAUUCCACAUAUACCAUCAUUCAUGAGGCAGCUCUCACUCCAGUCACUGGGUCCGAAUUCAUGGAUGAAUGUAAUGGGAAGACCAACUUCCUGGCGUCAGAAGGUGGCAUUGCUCGUCCAUCCCCAUUAUCUAAAAGUCCCCAGAAGAAUUAUGGAAAGGAUUGGGAAAAUGGCUCAACUUUUGGCAUGUCCACUUCUAAUGAUUUGACCCUGGACGGUAUAAUUGAUCAUACUCUUUGUCAAAAUUCUGGAGAGAGUAGUCUAGAAGAAAUUGGUGAAGACUCACAAGAUCUCUUGGUAACGACCCAUGAGUUUAAGAGGGAGGAUAUGAGUCAACUUGCUUCCCCUUUGAAACUAAAACAUUGCCAGGAGGUGAACUCACCCUGUCCAAGAAACUCUGGAAAUGGCUUCCUCCAACCGUCUACCCUUGACCUUUCCAACCACAUUCAAAUGUUAAAAACCCGGAGUAUUUCUUGUCCAGCUUAUCAGAGUUCUGGCUUUGUGUGUAAUAAUUAUUUCCAGUGUCCAGAGGUCCCAAACAAUGCAACUUGUCUACCCCAGGGAUCUGAUUCUCAAGGUCUACAGCAACCAGCAUGUCCUUUGCAAUCCCGAAAACAGCCAAGCCCUUGCAAAUCCAAAAGCCUGGGAGACUUGACAUCAGAGGACAUCUCUUGCAAUUUUGAAAGCAAGUACCAGUGCAUCAGUAGGAGCUUCAUUAUGGCAGGUCUGCGAGACAAGAAGAGUGUGCCCUUCAGAGCCAAGGGGAUGGAGCCUGUGGAUACUCUGACAGAACAGCUCCGAAAACUUGUGUCCUUUGACCAGGAAGAUUGUGGACAAGUGCUGGGGCCAUGGCCAGAGGAGAGAGAGUACCCCAAGGCAUUGGUCAGGAAGCUGUCAUCCCGAAGCCAGAGUCGUGUGCGGAACAUUGCCAGCCGUGCCAAGGAAAGACAAGAAGCGGGCAAGCAGAGGUCUUCCCCCUCCAGUAGUGGUGGAGGUAUAGUCUUGAGAACCAAGUCUUCGGUCCCUGCACAGGUGGUGAACAGACAUUCCACUGGCUCUUACAUAGCAGGGUAUUUGAAUAAUCUCAAAAGUCGAGACCUCGAAGGCCGUGGCAUUCCGGAGGGGGCAUGCACUUCUCUUUUCAACGGCUACAUCGACCAGUUUUGUACGGACGAUUCAGUACUCCAGACUGAACCAAGCAGUGAGGACAAACCAGAAAUUUAUUUCCUCCUGAGACUCUAAAUGGUGCCGUUGGACUAGUUUUCCCCCAGAGCUCCAGGUUUCGCUUCUCUUUCUGUUGGGCAGUCCUUGGCUCCAGAAUGGGUAUUUUUUGAGCUGAGGAGCACUGGUCUCCCUUUGAUCAAAUGUGGUCCUCCUGUGGACAAUUAUGUAAAUAGAUGCUGUGUUGUUUUCCCAAGGUUGCCUGAGUCUUUCUUCAGUGUCGUAAAAUGUUUCAGUCUUGGAAUAAAUGCAUGCCUGUCAUCGAUGUGAAGGUUCUACAUUGGCCCGAUUCAUACCUGUGUACAUUUGAAACUAAGUGCUUCUGUCCCUCUGUGCACGCCUUCAGAAUCCAGCAGCAAAUAUAAUACGUUGGCUGCUUCCCCGACCCCCAAAUUGUGGAGAUGCUAAAGCAAGAGUCUGGGAAAAAAUAGCCUAUUGACUUUCUUUUUUAAAACGUAUUUUCAUCUCUCCUAAUUGUAUUUCCUUUUUCAUGUUGGUUAAAGAAGACAGACACCUUGAUUUCUGUGAAUGUUGCAAUUUAGUAAUUGAGGUAAGGAAGCAAAUCCAAUCACCUUCUCCUGCCUGGUUAGGCUUUACUCACCCUAAUUCAGGUGGGAGACUUCCUACAAACCAAGAACUGGCUUUCGUCUUGUCUUUUUUCUUUCUUUUUCCAUCUGUUUUUGGAGUAGGAGUGAGGGGACAAAAAGCGAAAGAAGAUAUUUUGUACAUAAGGAUAGGAAAAUAUUCGUUUUACAUAAAUUUUGUUACAUAUUUUUGCUACUCGCUUUGUAUGUGACUUGAAUUCUAUUGUGAAGACAUUUGCUGUACUUUGUAAUUUUCAGACUAAUUGGUUGACUGGAAGUUUUAACUUUAUAGAGAAAAAGGGGGGAUUUGAAUUACACUCUAGAAGGAAUAAUAGUAAUAAUAAUAAAAGAGCAGAAAAACUUCCCAACAUAUCAGAAAAAAUAUUUUCUCAAUAAUAUUAAAGGCCAAAAAAAACCUGGUCAUUAGAAAUAGUUUCCCCGUAGGGAUCUGGAACAAAUUUGGCUAUAUUUUUAAUACCAAUACGCUUUGCUUUCACUGUGAACACAUUUCUGAUUGUACGUUUGAGAUACCUCCUUUUUUCUUUUGGUAAAAUGAAAUACAGUGAUAUUCACAGAAUUCAUGAAAACACAAUUAAAAGAUUUUUAAGCACUUGUAUGAAUUUGUUGAAAUGGAAACAAAUAUAAUUCUUGUUGAACUGGA
Monodelphis domestica (gray short-tailed opossum) is the source of this 6568-nucleotide messenger RNA. It is a transcript of the gene PLCH1, whose product is annotated as phospholipase C eta 1. Gene Ontology annotation, molecular function: calcium ion binding; phosphatidylinositol-4,5-bisphosphate phospholipase C activity. The record is from RefSeq and is a predicted model, not a curated record. Gene Ontology annotation, cellular component: cytoplasm. Gene Ontology annotation, biological process: phosphatidylinositol-mediated signaling; phosphatidylinositol metabolic process; release of sequestered calcium ion into cytosol. Lineage: Eukaryota; Metazoa; Chordata; Mammalia; Didelphimorphia; Didelphidae.